AUGAGCAUUUUGGAAGAUGAGGUUGCAAUCUAUUGGGAACCUGAAAUGGCUGCUCCUUUGCAUAUUGCACCUAUCUGUUGGAAAGUUGAAGUACGUGAUACUAUCCAAGGACUGACAGUUCAUGUGCGAGAUGAACUAAAAGGCUAUGGGCCAAUUUUUGAAGAACAGCCCAUUGAUACAGUCUACCCAGAAGAAUCUCCAGAUGGAAGAGUUUCGAUGAAUUGCAGGGCCAGAGGAAUCCCUACUCCUACUUACAAGUGGCAACGCAACAAUCGUGAUGUUGAUAUAAAAAUGUCGAAGGAGCACCACAGUAUGGUAGGAGGUAACCUGGAAAUCAAUAACCCUGAGAAAUCAAGGGAUGAAGGAACCUAUGUUUGUAUAGCAUACAAUAUACAUGGAACUAUAAGGAGCCGGGAAGCAACUUUAAACUUUGGAUAUUUAUAUCCAUUUACACCUGAAGAAAGGCAUGCAGUAAAAGUACGGGAAGGUGUGGGGGCUGUCCUCCUCUGUGACCCUCCACCUCAUUAUCCAGAUGAUCUGAGUUACCGCUGGGUUCUGAACGACUUCCCAGAAUUCAUCACUUUGGAUAAGCGGCGAUAUGUGUCACAAACCAAUGGCAAUCUCUACAUUGCUAAAGUUGAAGCAUCAGAUAAAGGCAACUACUCUUGCUUUGUGACCAGCAACUCAAUCACUAAGAGUGUAUUCAGCAGUUUCAUUCCACUUAUUCCUCAAGCAGACCGUUCAAAAGGCUAUCUGCCAGAUAUCAGAGUGAAGUUCAAAGACACAUAUGCACUGUUAGGACAAAAUGUGACCCUGGAGUGCUUUGCACUUGGAAACCCUGUUCCUGAGAUCAGAUGGAGUAAGUAUCUGGAACCUAUGCCAAGCAGUGCAGAUAUAAGUAUGUCUGGUGCAGUCCUGAAGAUCUUCAAUAUUCAGUUUGAAGAUGAAGGAAUAUACGAAUGUGAAGCUGAAAACCACAGAGGAAAAGAUAAACAUUCAGCAAAAGUUUAUGUUCAAGCAUAUCCAGAAUGGGUGGAGCAUAUUAAUGAUACAGAGAGAGAUGUAGGCAGUGAAUUCCAUUGGCCAUGUACAGCUGCAGGCAAACCUCUCCCAACAAUCCGAUGGCUGAAAAAUGGAUUACCGUACUGGAAAGGAGAACUGAGAUUUUCGCACCUGACAGUUGAAGAUACUGGCAUGUAUCAAUGUGUGGCAGAAAAUACUCAUGGGAUGAUUUAUUCAAAUGCUGAGCUGAAGGUUAUAGUGCUAGCUCCAACCUUUGAAUUCUACCCAAUGAAGAAAGACGUAUUGGCUGCCAAAGGUGGCCAAGCCAUAAUUGAAUGCAAGCCCAGAGCAGCUCCUAGGCCAAAACUCACAUGGAGCAAAGGGACAGAAAUUCUUAGAAACUCAACCCGAAUUCGUAUUUGGUAUGAUGGAAGUCUGGAAAUUAUUAAUGUGACAGCAACAGAUGCAGGCAAUUAUACCUGUUUUGUAGAAAAUGAGAAAGGAAAAGCUAACAGCUCUUCUACUCUUUCAGUUAAAGCUGCUACAAGGAUUGUAUUAGCACCCACUAAUGUUGAUGUCAUUGUUGGACAGAAUGCUACCAUGCAGUGUCUGGCAUCCCAUGAUCUUUCAUUGGACCUGACUUUUAUUUGGCUUCUCAAUGGAUAUCCAAUAGAUGUUGAUAAAGAGAGUGAAUACUAUGAAAGGUCCAUCAUGAUCAAGGACAAUGGUGAACUUAUUGUCAAAAAUGCCCAGCUGAAGCAUGCUGGAAGAUACACAUGCGUUGCUCAGUCAAUUGUUGAUAAUGCCACAGCUUCAGCUGAUCUUGUUGUCAGAGGUCCCCCAGGUCCCCCAGGAGGACUCAGAGUAGAAGAUGUUAAAAACACAUCUGUAGUUCUUACUUGGAGCCGUGGGACAGAAAAUCACAGUCCUAUUUCAAAUUACACUAUACAAGGACUGACCUUUCUAUCGAACCAGUGGAAAGAUAUGAAAACAGAUCCUCCACUUGUUGAAGGAAAUGCAGAAUCAGCCAAAGUGAUUGAUUUAAUCCCAUGGAUGGAAUAUGAAUUUCGGAUAAUGGCUACUAAUAUUUUAGGGAGAGGAGAACCUAGCAUACCAUCACAGAAAAUUCGAACAGAGGGAUCUCCUCCAAAUGUGGCUCCUUCAGAAGUUGGAGGAGGGGGUGGCAGCAACCGAGAACUAACAAUAACAUGGAUGCCUUUGUCAAGAGAGUACCACUUUGGAAAUAAUUUUGGAUAUGUAGUGGCUUUCAAGUCCUACGAUGACAACAAUUGGAAGCGAGUUACGGUUCCUCAACCUGAAGCUGGUCGCUAUGUUCAUAAGGAUGAAUCAAUGCCCCCUUCAUCAAGGUACCAAGUAAAAGUACGUGCAUUCAAUAACAAAGGAGAAGGACCAUUUAGCCUCACUGCCAUCAUCUAUUCAGCACAAGAUGCUCCUACUGAAAGACCUAAAACUGUGAAUGUCAAAGUCCGAUCAUCCACAGAAGCCUCUGUUUCUUGGCAGCAUAUUUUAAAUCCAGCUGUUACUGGGUAUGAGAUCCGUUACUGGCGUACUCAUGAAGCAGAACUAACUGCAAACAGAGUACAAGUAGGUAGUGAUAAAUUUUCUGUAAGGCUGGAAAACCUGAAGCCUGACACACAAUACUAUGUAGAUGUGGCAGCUUUCAACACAGCAGGCAUUGGACCUCCCAGUUCUCGUUUGGUUUUCAUUACAGAAAAAGCACCUCCAAGGCAGCGGCCAAGAAUUAUCAGUUCUGUAAGGUCCGGCUCAAAGUACAUCAUCACAUGGGACCAUGUCAGGUCACAGUCCAAUGAAUCCACUGUCAAAGGAUAUAAAGUGCUCUAUAGACCAGAUGGCCAGUUUAAUGGCACCCUGUUUAAGACUGGUAAACAUUAUAUAGAAGUUCCUGCCCCUGUUAAGGGUCAGUAUGUUGUUGAAGUUCGAGCACACAGCGAAGGGGGAGAUGGAGAAGUAGCGCAAGUAAAAAUUCCAGGACUUGCCGCUGGUUUAUCAUGUAGUUGUCUCGGUUUAUUGCUGCCUGCCAUUGGUAUGCUUCUCUAUUUGGAAUUCUGA
Molecule: messenger RNA, 3093 nt
Organism: Varanus komodoensis (Komodo dragon)
Lineage: Eukaryota; Metazoa; Chordata; Lepidosauria; Squamata; Varanidae
Gene: CNTN1
Product: contactin 1
Exons: 23
Coding region: 1-3093 (1030 amino acids)
Biological process (GO): brain development; cell-cell adhesion
Molecular function (GO): cell-cell adhesion mediator activity
Source: RefSeq, a predicted model, not a curated record